Messenger RNA from Cyprinodon variegatus (sheepshead minnow), 928 nucleotides. It is a transcript of the gene hoxa9a, whose product is annotated as homeobox protein Hox-A9-like. Gene Ontology annotation, molecular function: DNA-binding transcription factor activity, RNA polymerase II-specific; RNA polymerase II cis-regulatory region sequence-specific DNA binding. NCBI's taxonomy places the organism in Eukaryota, Metazoa, Chordata, Actinopteri, Cyprinodontiformes, Cyprinodontidae. The transcript has 2 exons. The record is from RefSeq and is a predicted model, not a curated record. Gene Ontology annotation, biological process: proximal/distal pattern formation; regulation of transcription by RNA polymerase II; anterior/posterior pattern specification. Bases 59 to 826 code for a protein of 255 amino acids. Gene Ontology annotation, cellular component: nucleus.
UAUGCAUGUAUCUUAUUGUAUGACUGCGUACAUGUAAAAUCGGUCUAAUUUCCCUGCCAUGUCGACGUCCGGAGCGCUCACGAGCUACUACGUCGAUUCCCUCAUCCUACCCGAGAGCGAGGAGCUCUCCGCCCCGAGGUACCCUCCCGGUGCCGGGCUCCAGCACCCGAGACAGCCCGCCUCUGUGGUGGAUCACAGCGAACUCGGUAAUUGCGCCUUCCCGUCCAAACCUCCCGUAUUCGGGCCAUCAUGGAACCACGUCCCAGCUCAGUUCCCAGGCACCGUCUCCUCAGUUUAUCACCACUACGGACAUCCGCAAGGCCCGAUGGGCGCGGAAACAGACGGCCGCUACCAGUCCUGGCUCCUUGAGCCAGUCUCUAUGCCCGGAUUACCGACGAGCCACCACCAUUACGCCAUCAAACCAGAGGGUCUGGGAACGCCGCCGGGAUCGCACACGACGCUACUGCUCUCCGAAUACACCAACGGCACAGUGGCGACACCGUCACCCGGAGAGAAGGACGAGCUGUCCGCGCAAGGAGGCGAGCUGAGCGCAGAUGGAGAGGACAAGCCGGGCCUGGACCCAAAUAAUCCUGUGUCCAACUGGCUCCACGCCAGCGCCACGAGGAAAAAACGCUGCCCUUACACCAAGCACCAGAUCCUGGAGUUGGAGAAGGAGUUCCUCUUUAACACCUACCUGACCAGGGAUCGCAGGUACGAGGUGGCUCGGCUGUUGAACCUCACCGAGAGACAGGUCAAAAUCUGGUUCCAGAACCGCAGGAUGAAGAUGAAGAAAUUUAACAAGGACGGCGCGCCGAAAGACGAAUGAAAAGCGCGCAGAUUGGCCUAGGAUUACUUUUGGGCUGUGAGCAGAAUCAGCUGGACAUCUGGUUUUUUUAAACUAUCUUGUCUUACUGUACAAUAUUACAUC